Molecule: messenger RNA, 4693 nt
Organism: Alosa sapidissima (American shad)
Lineage: Eukaryota; Metazoa; Chordata; Actinopteri; Clupeiformes; Clupeidae
Gene: brinp1
Product: bone morphogenetic protein/retinoic acid inducible neural-specific 1
Exons: 8
Coding region: 525-2822 (765 amino acids)
Biological process (GO): positive regulation of neuron differentiation; negative regulation of mitotic cell cycle
Source: RefSeq, a predicted model, not a curated record
CUCCCCCUACUUUCUCUCCGUUUUGCGCCUUCUCUCUCUCUCUCUCUCUCUCUCUCCCUCUCGCUCUCUAGUCUGCGUGUCUCUCGUCUCCCUUCCUUGACAUCCUCCACCCUGCGCUCGUCCACCUGACCGCCGACGCCUUCUCCACGGACUCCCCAGGUCUUGAUCGAGGCUUGGCGAUCAUCUCGAGAGCCACCGGGAUAUUUCACCGCGAUCCGCUGCGGCCCUUGUUUCCCUCCGGACAUUUUCAGUUCAGUUGCGGCAGGCGCUUGGAAGACCGAUGGUGAGAGUCUAGCCGAAGCCACGGAUUUCUCUCUCCCGAGCAUGAGAGGGGCUGCCAACUCAUCCGCAACCCAGAAUCCGAGACCGACAGAGCAGCAUGAACCUGGGAUACGUAUGCUCCAACAGAAGUUUGCCGAGAAAAUAAACCGCCUCGGACCACAAAUACCUGCCACGGGGGAACAUCAGUUUUAGGUCUCCAGAGAAUGGAGCGAGAAUGAACAGCGAGCGGCUUGAGGAGAAGCAUGAACUGGAGGUUUAUUGAGGUCAUCUGUAUCCUGUUUAUAUGGGAACAUAUAACAGUUGAGUCCUUCCGGCCGGACCCGUCCGCUACCGAGCAGCAUGUCACCAAGCAGUUCGACUGGCUCAUCUCCGACCGGGGGCCCUUCCACCAUUCGCGGAGCUACCUCAACUUUGUGGAGAGAUACACACAUGGAUUCACCACCCGGUAUAAAAUGUAUAGGGAGUUUGCGCGUUGGAAGGUGAGGAACACUGCCAUUGAGAGGAGGGAUCUGAUCCGUAACCCCCUGCCUCUCAUGCCCGAGUUCCAGCGGAGCGUGCGGCUGCUCGGCCGACGGCCGUCCACCCAGCAGUUCAUCGACACCAUCAUCAAGAAGUACGGCACCCACAUCCUCAUCUCUGCCACGCUGGGAGGUGAGGAGGCUCUGACAAUGUACAUGGCGAAGAACAAGCUGGACAGGAAGAUGGUGAACGGCACGCAGAGUGUGGAGGCGCUGCACCAGUUGGCCUCCUCCUACUUCAUCGACCGCGACGGCACCAUGAGGAAGCUCCACGAGAUCCAGAUCUCCACCAACGCCAUCAAGGUGACUGAGACCCGCACUGGACCGCUGGGCUGCAACACCUACGAUAACCUGGACUCCGUCAGCUCCAUCCUCCUGCAGAGCCCUGAGAACAAGCUCCACCUGCAAGGUCUCCAGGUGAUCUUCCCCGAGUACCUGCAGGAGAAGUUUGUGCAGUCGGCGCUGAGCUACAUCAUGUGUAACGGGGAGGGAGAGUACAUGUGCCGCAACAGCCAGUGCAUCUGCAAGUGUGCCGAGGAGUACCCACAAUGCAACUGCCCCGUCACUGACCUGCAGAUCAUGGAGAACACACUGCAAGGCAUGGUGGAGACCUGGGCCGCCUCCUACAAGGACUUUGAGAACUCAGAUGAGUUUAAGUCUUUCCUGAAGAGGUUGCCAUCCACCCACUUCCUGCCGGUCAGCAGCGUCCAUCUGCUGUGGGGGAACGACUGGGACCUGCAGGCCCGCUACCGGCUACUGCAGAGCUCUCUGGAGGCCCAGAGGCAGAAGAUCCAGCGCACCGCCCGCAAGCUCUUUGGCCUUAGCAUCCGCUGCCACCACAACCCCAACCACCAGAUGCCUAGAGAGAGGUGGGUCUCAAUAUCUGUGUUGCAGUGGUUGAACCGAGUGCAGUCCUACCUGUACUGCAACGAGAACGGCUUCUGGGGCACCUUCCUGGAGAGCCAGCGGACCUGUGUGUGCCACACAGGCGUGACGCUGUGCCAGCGGCCCAUCCCCUGCGUCAUCGGCGGCAACAACAGCUGCGCCAUGUGCAGCCUGGCCAACAUCUCGCAGUGCGGCUCCUGCAACAAGGGCUACAAGCUCUACCGCGGCCGCUGCGAGCCCCAGAACGUCGACUCGGAGCGCAGCGAGCAGUUCAUCAGCUUCGAGACGGACCUGGACUUCCAGGACCUGGAGCUGAAGUACCUGCUGCAGAAGAUGGACUCCCGCCUCUACAUCCACACCACCUUCAUCAGCAACGAGAUCCGCCUGGAGACCUUCUUCGACCCACGGUGGCGCAAACGCAUGUCCCUCACGCUGAAGAGCAACAAGAACCGCAUGGACUACCUCCACAUGAUCAUCGGACUCUCCAUGAAGAUCUGCCAGAUGCGCAACAGCAGCAUCGACCCCAUGUUCUUUGUUUACAUCAACCCGUUCAGCGGCAGCCACUCGGAGGGGUGGAGCAUGCCCUUCGGCGAGCACGGCUACCCGCGCUGGGAGAAGGUGCGCCUGGGCAACUCUCAGUGCUUUAACUGGACGCUGCUCCUGGGCAACCGCUGGAAGACCUUCUUCGAGACGGUGCACAUCUACCUGCGCAGCCGCGCCAAGGUGCCCACCAUGCUCCGCAACGACACGGGCCAGGGCCCGGUGGACCUGUCCGACCCCAACAAGAGGCAGAUCUACAUCAAAAUCUCUGACAUCCAGGUGUUCGGCUACAGCCUGCGCUUCAACGCAGACCUCCUGCGCAGCGCAGUGCAGCAGGUCAACCAGUCGUACACGCAGGGCACGCAGUUCUACUCGUCCUCCUCCAUCAUGCUUCUGCUGCUGGACAUCCGGGAACGCAUCAACCGGCUCGCCCCUCCGGUGGCGCCAGGGAAACCCCAGUUGGAUCUCUUCUCCUGUAUGCUCAAACACCGCCUCAAGCUCAACAACAGCGAGAUGAUCCGGGUCAACCAUGCCUUGGACAUGUACAACACCGAGAUACUCAAACAGUCAGAUCACCUGACCACCAAACUCUGCUGAAGGGGAAAGGGAAGCUCUGCGAGUCAGAACACAGUAUUUACAGACCAAACUGUUUGGGAAAGUAGAAAGAGAAUUUGCUUUUGUUUUUUUCUCCUUUGGUUUUCGGUUUGGACUUUUUUUUUGUUCAGCUUUUUGAUGUACUAUUAACAACUUUGUAAGUGUAAUUGUUAAACAGAAAUUAAGAAAGAGAGUUGAAGUCUUUUAGUUCACUAAAGAAGAUGAUGAAGAAAAAAAAAAGAAAAAAAAAACAUGACUGUACCAUAUUUGUCCAAGCAUGUCUGUCAUUUCCUAAAGGAGUAUUACAUGAAAAAAAAAAUAUUAAAGUCGACAUCCAGUGACAAAGAGGCCUUCACUUUACUCUGAGGGAGCUAAGGCACAUCUGAAAACUGCCAUUCUUUUCUGAGUAACUCAGUUUUAAAAGGAAUAUUUAACGAGCGCAACACAAGGGCAGAGCAUACAUCACUCUUUUGGGUUGAGCUUGAGGCAAGCAGAGAGCUAGAAGGACAUUUUAAGACAAGUUGUACAUCUCAGAGGUGGACAGGUCAGUCAGGAAUGAAGCUUCAGUUGCAUCGCCUUCUCACAUUGCAAAAUGCUCCGCCCCUCUUGUAGUGUUGCUGGAGUUUUCUCGAGUCCAGCAAUCCACAGAGGGGCGAUGAGUCAUUUAGCCGGUCGAUAGUCAGCUGUUUAUAUCUGUGGAUAUCUGUUCUUUUCUUUGGUUCCUCCUCUGGCCUAACGCUUCUUGCUGUCUGUUAACUGGAUGUGUCAUUGAAGAGUGAAUGCUUUCAUCGUAAGCGGGGAGCCUGUCUGUCUGUCUGAUUCUCCCUUCUGACCUUUGAACUUCAGCCAGUGUGUUUUUUUUUUUUGAGGUGGUGGGGUGUCUCUGGUGCCUGGGCGCAAUGUUGUGGUCUAAAGAUGAACAAUCAAAUGCUAUUUCGUACAGCUUUGCAAAAACGUACACCUUUGUGACUGCUGAUGUUUCAAGCUUGCUGGGUACCAAUAGCAAAUCUGAAUAUCCAUCGUUCACUAGCAUCUGCAAGAUUAAAAAAAAUAAAUAAAACAUAAGCCAUACAUUUCCUAGAGGUAUAUGAAUUAAAAAAAGAGAGAGAAAUAAAACGCUUGUACACAUUUUUCGCUGUGGAAAAAGCCCUAUACAUGUUUAUUACUUUUUUUGCUUUUGCUCUGUCUGUUUGAUGGGGCUUGGGGGUGGGGGUUCUAUAAUGGGGAAUUACAAAGUAUAUGGGAUUCAUGGGAUUGACACAUGCCAUUGUAAAGCCACUGACUAGAGUAAGACCAUUGAGAACAACCGUAUUAAAUCUUUAUGUUUUUAUGUUUUGUUUUUUGAGAAUAACAGUAUUAAAGCUUUAUGGUUUUUUUUUUUUUUUUUUUUUUUAAAUUUAUUAACCACUCAAUCUCCUGUGUACUAUGCUCGUUGUUUGACUUUGUAUUGGAUCCAUUUCUGUUUCUUACACCCCAAGAAAUGCAGGAAAAAGACAUAAGGUUACAAUGUUUCUUUCAUUUCAGAGGUUAUGUAGAUCUCACUCAGCCACAAAACAGACUUAAACACUACCUGCUUAUUAUUAUUAUUAUUAUUAUUAUUAUUAUUAUUAUUAUUACCCUGUCAUAUUAAGUGCCUGGUACCUAUCCCUUUAACAGUUUUAGCAGAGGUCAGAGUCAUAUACUUACACUAACUCUUCACCUUGUCAUAAGAAAAUCCCAUGGGUUGUUUUUGAAGUUCCCUCCAAAUGUUGUCACUAAGAUGUUGUGUCUUUAUUUUGGUUGAAAUCUAGUUCCCAUUGAAAAAGCUAUGUCCAUCCCUGCUAUAGUGCAUGUACCAUACAAAAGUCCAACUUAGUUUCAGUGACAGACGACAG